Sturnus vulgaris (Common starling) is the source of this 2958-nucleotide messenger RNA. NCBI's taxonomy places the organism in Eukaryota, Metazoa, Chordata, Aves, Passeriformes, Sturnidae. The record is from RefSeq and is a predicted model, not a curated record.
GGACCGAGAGGCGCUGAGGGGGACUCUCCGCCGCCAUGCACGUCGUGAAGCGAGAUGGGCGCCAGGAGCGGGUCAUGUUUGACAAGAUCACAUCGCGCAUCCAGAAGCUCUGCUAUGGCCUCAACGCCGACUUCGUGGAUCCUGCACAGAUCACCAUGAAGGUGAUCCAGGGGCUGUACAGCGGGGUCACCACGGUGGAGUUGGACACUCUGGCCGCAGAGACCGCGGCCACGCUGACCACCAAGCACCCCGACUACGCCAUCCUGGCCGCCCGCAUCGCCGUCUCCAACCUGCACAAGGAGACCAAGAAAGUCUUCAGUGAUGUGAUGGAGGAUCUCUACACCUACAUCAACCCUCACAACGGGAAGCACUCCCCAAUGAUCUCCAAAGAGACUCUGGACAUAGUUCUGGCCAACAAAGAUCGCCUGAACUCUGCCAUCAUCUACGACAGAGACUUCUCCUACAACUACUUCGGCUUUAAGACUCUGGAACGCUCCUACUUGCUGAAAAUCAACUCCAAAGUGGCUGAACGUCCCCAGCACAUGCUGAUGAGGGUGUCUGUGGGCAUCCACAAGGCCGACAUCGACGCUGCCAUCGAGACCUACAACCUGCUCUCGGAGCGCUGGUUCACCCACGCCUCGCCCACGCUCUUCAACGCGGGCACCAACCGGCCCCAGCUGUCCAGCUGCUUCCUGCUGUGCAUGAAGGACGACAGCAUCGAGGGCAUCUACGACACCCUGAAGCAGUGUGCCCUCAUCUCCAAAUCUGCGGGGGGCAUCGGCCUUGCUGUGAGCUGCAUCCGUGCCACGGGCAGCUACAUUGCUGGGACAAACGGGAAUUCCAACGGGCUCGUCCCCAUGCUCAGGGUGUACAACAACACCGCCCGCUACGUGGACCAGGGUGGGAACAAGAGACCUGGGGCUUUUGCCAUCUACCUGGAGCCGUGGCACUUGGACAUCUUUGAGUUCCUGGACUUGAAGAAGAACACAGGCAAAGAAGAGCAGCGAGCCAGGGACCUGUUCUUUGCUCUCUGGAUCCCUGAUCUCUUCAUGAAGCGAGUGGAAACCAACCAGGACUGGUCCUUAAUGUGCCCGAAUGAGUGUCCUGGCCUGGAUGAUGUCUGGGGAGAGGAAUUUGAGAAGCUCUAUGAGAGCUACGAGCGGCAGGGCCGCGUGCGCAGGGUGGUGAAGGCCCAGCAGCUCUGGUACGCCAUCAUCGAGUCCCAGACCGAGACUGGCACCCCCUACAUGCUCUACAAGGACUCCUGCAACAGGAAGAGCAACCAGCAGAACCUGGGCACCAUCAAGUGCAGCAACCUGUGCACCGAGAUCGUGGAAUACACCAGCAAGGAGGAGGUGGCUGUGUGUAACCUGGCCUCCAUUGCCCUGAACAUGUAUGUGACCCCUGAGCACACCUAUGACUUCAAGAAGCUGGCUGAGGUCACCAAGGUCAUCGUCCGAAACCUCAACAAAAUCAUUGAUAUCAACUACUACCCUGUGCCAGAGGUGAGUGUUCCUCAGAUCCUUCAGUAUGACAUGUGGAAUGUCACCCCCUCUGACCUUUGGGACUGGAAGGCUUUGAAGGAGAAGAUUGCCAAAUACGGUGUCAGGAACAGCCUCCUCAUUUCCCCCAUGCCAACAGCCUCCACUGCCCAGAUCCUGGGCAACAACGAGUCCAUCGAGCCCUACACCAGCAACAUCUACACACGCAGGGUCCUCUCAGGGGAGUUCCAGGUUGUGAAUCCCCACUUGCUGAAGGAUCUCACGGAGAGGGGCCUGUGGAACGAGGAGAUGAAGAACCAGAUCAUUGCCCACAAUGGCUCCAUCCAGAACAUCCCUGAGAUUCCUGAUGACCUGAAGCAGCUCUACAAGACCGUGUGGGAGAUCUCCCAGAAAACCAUCCUGAAGAUGGCUGCAGACAGAGGGGCCUUCAUCGACCAGAGCCAGUCCCUGAACAUCCACAUUGCUGAGCCCAACUACGGGAAGCUCACCAGCAUGCACUUCUAUGGCUGGAAACAGGGCCUGAAGACUGGCAUGUAUUACCUGCGCACAAAGCCCGCUGCCAACCCCAUCCAGUUCACCCUCAACAAGGAGAAGCUGCGGGACCGGGAGAAGGCCAGGGAGGAGGAGGAGAAGGAGAGGAACAAGGCAGCCAUGGUGUGCUCCCUGGAGAACAGGGAGGAGUGCCUCAUGUGUGGCUCCUAAGGGACAGCCCAGGGCUGCAGCAGAGCCGUCCCAGCUGGAGCUGCUGGGACAGGGGCGUCUGCAGCAACGGGAGGAUGCUGGGGCUGGGAGGGAGGGGGGUGGUGUAGCUUCCCCAUCCACAGGGGUGGGGCACAUGCAUAGGUGAGGAUUGCUUUAGUGCCUGGGCUUGCAGGGAGUGCAGUGCUCUGGCACGGCCUUCCAUGGAGCCCUGCAGGCAGGAGGGGGACGGGGAGGUGCUGGUGCCACUCACAGGUCUGUCCUUGACUGUCCCUGCAGUCACCAAAGGCUGCUCCUCGUGUUCCAGAGGAGGUGCACACCAGGCUGGUCCCUUUUCCUUGGCAGGGAAUCCCCAGGGUCGCUGUAUUCAGUGUCCAGCUGACACCUGCAGUGUCCCCACCCUGCCAGAGCCUCGUCCCUCUGCUGCUCCCUGUCCUCAUCCCCUCUGGCCUUUCCAGAAAGCCUUUGGAAGGAGCAGAUGGGUGGGAGGGGUGUUGCUUCCUGGGCUCUUCUCCCUCGGCUGCCAGGGCAGAGCCUGGCACUGGCUCAAUGUCCUGCAAUGGGGGCAGGAAGGGCAGAGCUGCUGCCGUGUUUUAUUCUGCAUUAAAUUCAUUCAUUUAGUCUAAUUGCUCAGGCAGUUUCCUGGCAGGGGGCCAGUGCUGUCCUUGGCCACAGGUCAGGUGCCACCCUGUGAGGGCCACAUGCCACUGGUGAAGGUCUCCUGCCACCUCUUUUCAGAGAGCUCCGUUUUUCCACC